Messenger RNA from Macadamia integrifolia, 2894 nucleotides. RefSeq names its product ubiquitin carboxyl-terminal hydrolase 25-like. NCBI's taxonomy places the organism in Eukaryota, Viridiplantae, Streptophyta, Magnoliopsida, Proteales, Proteaceae. The transcript is spliced from 9 exons. Gene Ontology annotation, cellular component: nucleus; cytosol. Gene Ontology annotation, biological process: protein deubiquitination. The record is from RefSeq and is a predicted model, not a curated record. Gene Ontology annotation, molecular function: cysteine-type deubiquitinase activity; cysteine-type endopeptidase activity. Bases 322 to 2253 code for a protein of 643 amino acids.
AGGGGAACUUUUGCGACUGGUCUCCUUUUCCUCCGAAUACCCAUUACCCCUCACCCGGGUUUGGGAGAAAGGAAAAACCAAACCUUCACAGACAAAACACGACGAAGCGACGAACUCGAUUCGCCACUGGAAGGGCUUUCAAUCCUUCCAAUUCCUCUCCAUCUCUAUCACAAUUCACAACUCAUCUCAAACUCUGAAACAAUUCAAAGCUUUGAGGCUGUAGAGAGAGAAUUUUUCAUUUGGUCAGAAGAGUUGCAGAGAAGGAAUGAAGCGAUCGUUGUGGUCGUGCAGAGCCUGCAAUACGGCAGCUGAAGGUCGUUAAUGGCCUUGCAAAUGACUUGGCAACUUAAUCUCCUUCACAGGCGAAAGAACGGUCCUCCUGUAGGGUUAAGAAAUCUCGGCAACUCUUGUUAUCUUAAUAGCGUCCUUCAGUGCUUGACCUAUACUCCUCCCCUCGCCAAUUUCUGCCUCAAGAGCCAACACUCCUCUUUAUGUGAUUCGACGUCGGAGGCGGACCGGAAGCGAGAUUGCCCCUUCUGCAUAUUAGAGAAGAGGAUAGUGCGGUCGCUUAGCGUCGAUCUUCCUCUCGACGCUCCAAAAAAGAUCCAAAAUUGUCUCAGGAUUUUUUCCGAACACUUCAGGUUUGGGAGGCAAGAGGACGCUCACGAGUUCCUUCGCUAUGUUAUCGAUGCUUGCCACAAUACCUGCCUUCGUCUUAAGAAGCUUCAGCAGCAGUGUCGGAAGGGGAAUGAGUCCUGCAAUGGCGCUAGUGCCGGUGGCAGCGGCAGUGGUGGUGACACCAUUGUUAAGGAGAUCUUUGGUGGUGCCUUGCAGAGCCAGGUGAAGUGUCUCUCAUGUGGGGCGGAGUCAAAUAAGACCGAUGAUAUCAUGGACAUCAGUCUGGACUUGUUCCAGAGCAAUUCCCUCAAGGAAGCCAUGCAACGGUUCUUCCAAUCGGAGAUAUUGGAUGGCAGCAAUAAAUAUAAAUGUGAGAAGUGCAAGAAGUUGGUGCCGGCCAGAAAGCAGAUGUCUAUUCUUAAGGCGCCUAACGUCCUUGUAAUACAGCUCAAGAGAUUUGAGGGCAUACAUGGUGGAAAGAUUGAUCGUCCCAUUGCCUUCGAGGAGGUUUUGGUGCUCUCGAGCUACAUGUGUAAAGCAACUCAGCAGGAUCCAUGUCCGGAGUAUAACUUGUUUGGAACCAUUGUGCAUUCGGGUUACUCACCAGAGUCUGGUCACUAUUAUGCAUACAUCAAGGACGCAAUUGGUAGGUGGUAUUGCUGCAAUGAUUCUCAAGUUUCACUUUCAACUCUGCAGGAGGUUUUGUCAGAGAAGGUUUAUAUUCUUUUUUUCUCUCGUAUUAACCAAAGACCAAAGCCAACCAAAUCUGCUUUUGCAUCCAAUGGUUUGAAGUCUCCUAAUUGCAAUGGUAAUGAUGCAAUGGGAAGGCCAAAGGCAGUUCUCCCAUUGAAAACAGUUCCCGCAAAACCGAUAAGGACGAAUUCCCCUGAGAAUGGUUUAUCAACCAUGUCUAAGACUGGUAUGGUGCCUUUGGGCCCGCGAAUUGACUGGAGAAAUCCCAAUGUGAAAAGCAUAUAUGCAAAUGGAAAUGGAAAUGGAUAUACAGAUGUUAAUAAGAGCAGUUCUGUAGAAAAGCGUGUGAAACCAAAAGACUCUUUACCUGUGGACAUAACUAAGAAUGAAGUGCCAUCAACAGUUGACCGGAAUGGUGCUAAUGGAAAUAGAUGUCGUGGCAAUGAAGGCAAAGAAGUGUUAUCUUUACCGCAUCAAAAUGGUGAAAUCCAGAGUAAUGGUGAUAGUUCAGUGAAAAUGGAAGUUUGUAAGAAUAAUGGUGCAAUAGGAGAGAUGCCUAAUUGUGACCAUGCAGUAAGCAAAGACAAGGACCAUCACCUCCCUGAACUUUCAGGGUCCAAGAGGAAAUAUGUGGACGAGACUUGCAUGUUGCUUGCACAUGAUGCUUCUUCUCUGGCAAAGUUGGAGAAAUUUAAAGAAGUGCUUGCUAAGGAUGCUUCUUCAAGUCUGCGUUCACAUGGUUGGCAUGAUAAGGUUUACCAUUUUAUGCUCGAGAGAAAGAGACAGUGUGCACGAGAAGCUGGCAAUUCUUCUAUCAGUAACACUGAGAUAAAGAAGAUGUUGAUUGGAGAUGCCAAAGCAAACUUUAUCUCACAAAUUCCUGAACCGUUGAAGGAGCACCUGGUUGAAUGCCUUAAAUCAUUUAGCAAGGAAAAAAAAUAGUUUCUGGAUGCUUAAACCACUGAAACUGUUUCUUGGCAUUGUUUGCUAUUGAGGCUGGUAUAUAUGUGUAUCACUGAUGAAUGGAAACUUGUCAAUGAUAUAGCUAUCUUACAAGGCAUGGUACCCGUAAGUAUAUUUUACAACAUGUUUUGCACUGAAAGUUGCAGAUGGGUGGAAACUUAUGUCAUCAUUUGAUCGAGGCUUUGGUAAUUUUACUACAUUUAUAGGUGCAUCUGUGAAACUUGAGUUCAAGUGGAGAAUCUGAAUUAGAUCCUCAUCAAAAAUUUUCUUCACCUUUGAGGCUGUGCAGUUUUGAUCUGGCAGAGAAUGAGUACAGAUUUAUAUUCGUUAUGUAUGGUAUCCUUUUUGAUAAUAUUGUUAACCCAUGUUCCUUCAAUGAAUCUGCAAUUUCCAUAAAAAAAUGGUUGGAUAUAGCAUCUCGGAAAUAUAUUAGAUAUGGCAUGUUUUCUCUGAAGUUAACCUUUUCUAGUAGAAGUUGGUUUUCUUUUGGAGGUUCUAUUUUUGUUAUUAAAGUGUAAGCAUUGUGACAUGGAAAUUGAUCGUUAUCUGAUUCUUAUGUUUUGUUGCCUCAGGCCUCUGGGCAGCCUGUAUUUCAAGUAUAAUGUUUUUACCUUGUGCUA